Symbiodinium natans is the source of this 1443-nucleotide messenger RNA. The record is from the annotation of a GenBank genome assembly. NCBI's taxonomy places the organism in Eukaryota, Dinophyceae, Suessiales, Symbiodiniaceae.
AUGGCUGUUGCCGAGAUGUCCACCCCCGAGAAGGCCGCCGACGGCGAACUCCCGACGACGAACAAGCACGAGUGCUCGUGGAAGAAGUACGAGACAUACUACUGCGAGGUGGACCCGCAGCAGGGUGACCGCGCAACCGAGAUCAAGCUGCUCUCCCUCAAGCGGCCGCACAUGCGCGGCUUCCACUUCGCGUGGUUCGGCUUCUUCAUGGCCUUCGCGUCGUGGUUCGCGUUCGCGCCGCUGAUGCCGCAGAUCAAGAAGGACCUGGGCCUGACCACGGACGAUGUGUACAACGCGAACAUCGCGUCUGUGGCGUCGACCGUGCUCAUGCGCUUCGCUGUGGGCCCUUUGUGCGACAGGUUCGGCACGCGCACCAUGUUCUCCAUGCUACUGUCGUUCGGAGCUAUCCCGGUCUUCUUCGGUGGUCUCGUGAACAACGCUACUGGCCUGGUCACCAUCCGCUUCUUCAUCGGUGUCCUGGGCGCCUGCUUUGUGCCAUGCCAGGCGUGGUGCUCGCAGCUGUUCGCGAAGGAGAUUGUGGGCACGGCCAACGCCAUGGCUGGUGGCUGGGGCAACCUUGGAGGCGGUGCUGUUCAGCUGCUCAUGGUCGGCGUGUGGAACAUGUUCCGCACUGGCUUUGACGACGAGCAGGCCUGGCGCCUUUCUUUCAUCGUCCCCGCAGUUUUGACAUGCGGUACCGGCAUUGGCAUGUACUUCUUUUCGGACGACUCGCCGAAGGGCAACUUCAAGGAACUAACGCAGAGGGGCACAAUGGAGCGCCGGUCUUCCAAGAAGUCGUUCCAGCAGGGUUUCUUCCAGUACAACGCCUGGAUUCUGUUCAUCCAGUACGCGGCCUGCUUCGGCGUUGAGGUCACCAUGAACAACAUCCUCGCUGUGUACCUGGAGACCAAGUACGAGCUGUCGGUCUCCGAGGCGGGUCUCAUCGCCUCCCUGUUCGGCCUCAUGAACCUCUUCGCUCGCGCUAUGGGCGGCGCUCUAUCUGACAAGCUGUUCCGGUUGUUCGGGGCGGGCACCACCGGCAUGCGCGGGCGCAUCUAUGCGCAAUCUCUUUCUUUGGUCUGGGAGGGCAUCAUGCUCCUGAUCUUCACCCAGAUGGACUCUCUGGGCGCGACUAUCGGCGUCCUGCUGCUCUUCUCGCUCGGUGUUCAGAUGGCGGAGGGCUGCACUUUCGGAAUCGUACCCUACGUGAAGCCCGCCGCAACUGGCUCCGUGUCCGGAGUGGUGGGCGCUGGGGGCAACGUCGGCGCUGUGUGCUGGGGCCUCAUGUUCCGUUUUGGCCCAUCGGAGGCCGACGAUGUCCUGUUCAUCCUUGGGUUUAUCGUGAUCGCAUCGGCCGCCAUGGGUCUCUUCGUGCUCAUCCAGGGCCACGACGGGUGCAUCACCAAAGCCAAGGGCGAGCCGGAGUCCCUUGACGUGAUCUGA